GACAAACAAAUUUGAUUCCCCCAUGAAUCCUCUGCCCAUUCACCGGUGAACAUGUUUGACUAGAAGAUCAGUCCCUUGGAGCAACCUGAACUGCUUUCCUCCCCUCGCUGCGUCGGCCGCUCCCCCCGAUCCCUGGUCCUCCUGUCCCCUUUCCUGUUUUCUCCCCCACCUCCCCCUGGUGACCACUCGGUCAUAUCUAGGUAAUGGGGAUGCUUCAAUGGGUGAAAAGGAUCGCCAGUGGCGGGGGAUUUGGCCAAGGCAGCAUCGGCCCUUCUCCCAUGACCGUCGAGAGCUUUUGCAGCUUGCUCCAUGGCCGUGAAAUAGGCCAUUGCCCGCGGUGGCAGUGACGUAUGAAGUGCCAUGUCCGUUAACUAAGGUACCUUAGGUACGUCUCGUUCAGUCACUCGAGCCUAAAGUUACACUCAUCCUCACUCUACCCGAACCGCUACUCUGUACUGUGUCUUGCUGCGUGAUUCUUCAGAACGAACACGAUCAUGAACGACCCGGCAUCCAAGAAGGAUAGCCGCUCUGGUUCAGGCGCUUUGUCCGAACCUGACCGUAACAACCUUACCAUGGCCGCUUCGUCGUCUGAGAAGGUCGAUCGCGAGUUUGGUGGUGAUGGAGCCGUCACAAAGGCUCCUCACGGUCCCAUCUCCGACCCCGUGUACCGGGCCAAAGUUGAGAAGAAGAUGAAGCGCAAGCUCGACUUGCGUUGCUCAUUGUUCUUUGUCAUAUAUAUUAUGAACUACCUGGAUCGAAAUAAUAUCGCGGCGGCUCGUCUCCGUGGCCUGCAAGAGGAUCUCAACCUAAACGACCAGGAAUACGCGACCUGCCUGUCAAUUCUAUAUGUUGGAUACAUUCUGAUGCAGGUACCCUCCAAUAUGCUCAUCAACCGCAUCAGUCGGCCAUCGUGGUACAUCGCAGGCGCCAUGCUACUAUGGGGACUGGUCUCGACCCUCUCGGGCGUGGUUCAAGACUUUGGAGGAAUGGUAGCGACGCGCUUUUUUCUCGGCUUCAUCGAAGCGGCCUUCUUGCCCGGAGCGCUGCUUAUCCUGUCCAAGUGGUACACCCGCAAGGAGUUGACGUCCCGUAACGCCAUCCUGUUCUGCGGUAACCUCAUCUCCAAUGCCUUUUCGGCACUCAUUGCGGCUGGUGUCUUGUCCAAUAUGCAGGGCGUUCUUGGCCAUGCCGCUUGGCGCUGGCUAUUCUGGAUCGAGGGUGCCAUCACCAUGGCCAUUGCCAUCCUCGCCGCCUUUGUUCUACCAGAUUUGCCGUGGAACGCAAGGGGCUUUACCAAAGAGGAGCUUGAAGUUGCGCAACUACGCAUGACUGAGGACGUAGGCGAGGUUGACCAGGACUCGGCGGAACAGGGCACCUUUGACGGAUUCUGGAUGGCCGUCAAAGACUAUAAGAUCUAUCUUAUGAUGCUGACGUUCACUACUUAUGUUAUCGGCCUGUCCUUCAAUGCGUACUUCCCUACCUUGACCGGCACACUCGGCUUCGACUAUGUUCCAACUCUGCUGAUGAGUUCGCCUCCAUGGCUUUUCUCGUGUAUUGUCUCUCUGAUCAACGCAUGGCACGCGGAUCGCAAGAAAGAAAGGUUUUUCCACAUCACCUGGCCCAUCUGCAUGGGACUUGUGGGCUUCAUCAUAUCAAUGUCCACUCUGAAUCUCGCUGCCCGUUACGUCGCCCUUUUCCUCCAGGCCGGCUCGUAUGCGGGCUUCAUCGUCUUCUACUCGUGGAUCUCCUCCUCGUUUCCUCGUCCGCCCGCUAAGCGCGCCGUGGCCAUCGCGCUCGUCAACGCCUUCUCCCAGCUUGGUAACGUCGCCGGGAUGUACGUCUGGGACCUCGAAGAGAACGGCUUCCGCGGAAGCUACGGUAUUGUCACCGCCAUGUUUGGCGUGACGAGUGUGGGCUGUUGGCUAUUCCGCAUGGUCCUUAAGGGGCUGAACAAGAAGAUUGAGCGCGGCGAGGAUGCCUGGGAGAGGCAUGGGGAUGUUGCGGCACGCUCGGCUGAUUUGGCCCACCUGGAUGGUUUGAGGAACGUCACCACAGCUUUUAGGUACCUGGUAUAAAGGAGGCUCGGAUCAUCUCGGGAAUAUAUUGUACCCGUGAUUAUAUCGGACGGGGAAACCAGGAGCGUGGCGGGACAAGAGAGGCAGGGAGAGACGUAUUCUUCACUCAGAGGCCUGUUCGAAAGAAGACGUUCCGAUAAUGAUGUUGGGUUAGAUGUAGAAAUAAAGAUAUUGCUUUGGUUGGAAAGCAUGAGAAUUC
Molecule: messenger RNA, 2274 nt
Organism: Sodiomyces alkalinus F11
Lineage: Eukaryota; Fungi; Ascomycota; Sordariomycetes; Glomerellales; Plectosphaerellaceae
Product: pantothenate transporter liz1
Exons: 7
Coding region: 495-2075 (526 amino acids)
Biological process (GO): transmembrane transport
Cellular component (GO): membrane
Molecular function (GO): transmembrane transporter activity
Source: RefSeq, a predicted model, not a curated record